Messenger RNA from Pantherophis guttatus, 2058 nucleotides. RefSeq names its product uracil DNA glycosylase (gene UNG). Gene Ontology annotation, cellular component: nucleus; mitochondrion. Gene Ontology annotation, molecular function: uracil DNA N-glycosylase activity. Gene Ontology annotation, biological process: base-excision repair, AP site formation via deaminated base removal; base-excision repair. NCBI's taxonomy places the organism in Eukaryota, Metazoa, Chordata, Lepidosauria, Squamata, Colubridae. The record is from RefSeq and is a predicted model, not a curated record.
GAGAUUCCAAGUGAUUCCGCCGCAGCAGCCGCCGCUCCCGACCUGCAGCGCCCCGUUGCCCCGGAGAGCGGUUCCACCAUGAUCGGGCAGAAGUCCUUGCUCUCCUUUUUCACGGCGGCGCCCGGCAAGAAGAGGAGUCGCUCUCCGGAGUCAGCCGCGGCGGCAACUGAGGCCGCCAAAAGAUCGAAGAUUAAUGGCUGUUCCACGCGAUCUCCCCCGCUCAGCCCGGAACAGGUGGAGCGCAUCCGCAAAAACAAAGAGGCGGCACUGCAGAAGCUCGCAGCCCGUACCGCUAGCUACAUUCCUGCGGAGCUGGGGCAGAGCUGGAGGGUCUCCCUGGCCGGAGAGUUCGCCAAGCCGUAUUUCACUCAGCUGAUGACAUUCGUUGCUGAAGAACGCAAGCGCUGUACAGUUUAUCCACCCCAGCAUCAGGUCUUCACUUGGACCCAGCUGUGUGACAUCCAUGAUGUGAAAGUUGUCAUUUUGGGCCAAGAUCCAUAUCACGGGCCCAAUCAAGCUCAUGGGCUCUGCUUCAGCGUCCAGAGACCAGUUCCCCCUCCGCCCAGCCUGGAAAAUAUUUACAAAGAGCUUGCUGUGGAUAUAGAAGGCUUUUCACAUCCUGGCCAUGGAGAUUUGACUGGAUGGGCUAAACAAGGUGUGCUGCUGCUUAAUGCUGUCCUCACAGUCCGAGCUCAUCAAGCCAAUUCCCACAGAGAGAGGGGCUGGGAGCAAUUCACAGACGCCGUGGUCUCCUGGCUGAACGAGAACCUGGACGGCCUGGUCUUCAUGCUGUGGGGAGCUUAUGCUCAGAAGAAGGGCAGCUCUAUUGACAGGAAACGGCACCACGUCCUACAGACAGCACAUCCCUCGCCCCUCUCUGUGCACAGGGGUUUCUUUGGCUGUAAGCAUUUCUCCAAAACGAACGAAUUCCUGAAGAAAUCUGGGAAGCAGCUGAUCGACUGGAGGGCCCUGUAAGGAUCCUGAAACUCCCUGGAGACCACAAGAGCAGCCAUUUUUGUCCCUAACAUGCUGGAGAGCCUCUGCAGAAAUAUUCUUGGACGGGUUUCGUUGAAGCUGAUCUAAACAGUAUUCUUUUCACUUUUAAUUCAGGGUUAACCUGAGUCAUGGUGUUUAUUCCAAGUAUAUUUUUUAAAAUUUUGGAGCAAACGGAGAUUAGCCAAAGAACGCUGCCCUGUUUUUCUUCAAAUUCUUCAUCACUGUCAAAAACUUCCUGCCAAUCUUUUCCUUGCAAUCAUGACCCUGAGGUUUUUGUUUUUCCUUCUCUUAUGCUUCUCAGAGGAAAAUGGAAAUAUUGACAGCCAACAAGGUGUCUCUUUGUUUUGCCUCUGCUGAAGAAUUCAUUCAGCAAGCUGCUUAUUUCAUCCAAACUUGAAGCCUUAUCUACUUAUCCCAACUUGGUCUUUUUUUUUAAUCUGCCAACGAUUUAAGACUUUCAAAAGGUGCUAUGAAAAAUAAUUUUUAGUAGUUUGACUUGCAGGAAGUGGACCAACAGUUUGAAUGUAUUCCACUUUUGGGACCAGAUUUAAAAGUAUUGCCAGAAUUCUGUGGGAAAUGUUACUUAUGUAGUACAGAAAGGAGAGCUGCAGUUGGCUAAAAAUUACAAGCCAAAAGUUUUCUAGGAAACCAGUUUGUGUUUAGAUGAGGGCUUGAUUGGCCUGCGAGGCUUCGCACUUGGGGUGCAGCCAGUCCUCAGUCUGGUGCAGAAAGAAAGCCGGUUCUGGCACCAACCUCGGGUAUCUCACUUCUGCCAAACUUAGGUGCCUUUUCGAUGCUGCCCUAGCCCAACGUCUCGGUUGCAGGUUAUUCCCACAGGAGCCGUUGCUGAACUCCCAUCAGCUUCUGUGUGUGAGAAGAAGAAGCCUUGUGUUUCGUAUGCAAAUUGCAUAUGGAGAACUUCCAGCUGGUAUAUUUAUAAUACCAAUUUUAAGACACUUUUUUCAAAAAAAAAGAAAACCACAUCUUUCCUGUAACACUAGUUCCCUACAUUGACGUGUUCCAAAGUUUUCAAAUAAAUGUUUCUGAUAUUUACUUGAAAUC